AUGGUUUCUCCCCCGGACCUGAAUGUCAUCACACCUAUCCAGCAGGAGACCCUUAAUAAUAUAACGCUUGAUAGUGCAAAACAGAUCACUUCAGACAUCGUAGCUGAGCUGGGGAAAGUAGCGCCAGACAUCUGGGAUGCGGCACUUGUAUCAAAGGCUUCGGAUAUCCUGGCACAGCUAAUCAACACCAGUAAUCUGUUGUCACCAGAGACUCAGGUCAACGCUAGUGAUCUUCUGCUGACUCUCGGGGGGCAGCUGUCGGGCUCAUUGGAUGUUAAUACCUCCAGUCAGGUGGUGAUCGACGCAGCGCAGUCUCUAUUCAACACCUUUGAUAUCACAAUGAAGGCGUCUCUGGAGAACUCUGAGAACUUGACCUCUGAUCAGGUGAUUUGGAUCAUGGAUUCUUCAGUAUCAUCAAUGGAUUACGUAGAAGAUGCAUUGUUGUCCCUAAGAAACAAUUCUAUACAGAGUCACUCUUUUUCAUCCAACUUAUCCAGCAUGACGUUGACCAGGUGCAUCGUCCUGAUCCACUAUCUGGACGACAUCCUUGUCAAGGCUGCGACCUUUGGUCAGAGCGAGGACAGUUUACUCAUCACCCUGGCACAUUUCGGCUGGCUGGUGAACUUCCAGAAGAUCAAGAGGGAGGGCAUCCAGAUUAUUCUCAUCACCCUGGAUUGGCUGCGCCGAGCCUGGUACACCGAUCUGAUCCUUUACGCUCAGGGUCCCGGCUCCCACCAGCAUUUAGAAUCGCUACGGGCCUUUCUGGUGGUGGUCACCUCCAUCAGACGUCUGUUGGAAUUGGUGGCGCUCUCCUGUAGGGAGCCCUUUCUUAUUCUGCACCAAGAUAAGGCGCUGCUUCUCCCUGUGCCUUCCUUUCUUCUGAAGAAACCCUUUAAGAAAACCUUAGCCGAGAUGUACUUCCAUGUUUAUGGUAGAGUUGGGAGCAAAUCAACAUCUAACAUCUAUGUAGUGGUGUCUUCAAACCUGACCUCAGGAUCUUUCACCACUGACAGUCCAGCUGGCUGCAGAGUCACCUUCCCCACUUCUGCAAAUCUGCAAGAAAAACUUGCGCCCUAUGAGACGGUAACUGUAAUGCUCUUGGCUCUGUCUGUUAAUCCAUUUAGUCACCUGUGUCCUGUGGAAAUAGUGGGCCCUGUGGUUAACAUAAUUCUCGGGUCUGAUCAGGGUGGCAUUGACGUUGACAACAUACCAGAGUACAUUGAGAUCGUGUUGAUAAAAAACCAGAGCUCACCAUCUAAUGAAUCCCAGAUGUACCUGACCAAAGACAAGAACAUCAUCCUGACUGUAAAUGUCACCUCUGCCAACCAAUCUGUGGUCCUAAGAGUGGAGCCAGAACUUCCAAUACAGCUUAUCCUCUAUCUCGGAUUUGAGGAAAAACCCAACAGCAGCUUCUUCCUGCAGAACAUGUCCCUGCCGAACAGUGGUUUAUAUACCUGGGUAUUGACUCCAGAGUACUUUGUAAAUGGCACCGGUGUUUACUAUGUCUGUGUGACUUUGACUAAUGGAAGUAUAUGGGAGCACCGGACAAGUUUGGCUUAUUCUGUUAGCCUGUUCGCUGCACAGUGUGUUUACUGGGAAGAAAAUUUGAGAAUAUGGAAUGAUUAUGGCUGCUACGUUGGACCCAGAAGCACAGAGUCUGAGACCCACUGUCUGUGCAACCACCUGACCUUUUUUGCAAGUUCUUUCUUGGUCAUGCCACAUGUUGUGGAUCUCAGUGACACUCUUAUGCUCUUUGCAAAUGUGGCAAAUAACCCAGUUGGGCUGGCACUGCUCGCUAGCCUGAUAGGAUUCUUCCUGAUCGUGUUAUUUUGGGCCUGGAAAAAAGAUAAAGAGGAUCUUAAAAAGGUCAGGGUUGCCAUCCUUGCAGACAACGACCCUGCUUUUCACCAUAGAUAUAUGGUCAAAGUAUGCACCGGCUAUCGUAUGGGGUCUGGCACCACCUCACAGGUGGUCUUGACCCUAUAUGGUUCAGAAGGGCAGUCUGAUCCCCAUCUCCUAUCGGAUUCUGGGAAAGAAGUGUUCCACAAAGGAGCAGUCGAUGUUUUCCUCUUGAAGACACGGUAUCUGGGAGAGCUUCACAGCCUGAGACUUUGGCACAGUAACUCUGGAGUCAGUCCUUCUUGGUAUGUGCACCGUGUUACUGUGACUGAUUUGGCUGCUCAGAAGACGUGGUAUUUUCUUUGCGACUCUUGGCUUUCUGCCGACUUUGCUGAUUGCCAGAUGGAUCGAAUCUUUGCUUCUGCGUCUAAAGCCAACUUAAUGUCUCUGAGGUAUCUGCUUUUCUCAGGCACAGUUGAGAAAAUCUUGAAAGAUCACCUGUGGUUUUCUGUGUGGACUCGUUGCCCCUGGAGCCCAUUCACCCGAAUGCAGAGAAUCUGUUGCUGCAUGUGUCUCUUGUUCUGUGGCCUGGUCAUUAAUAUCAUGUUCUGGAACGAUCAUUCAGAUGAGGACUCACAGACAGGGAAGUUUUUUAUAACAUUCACUCAGAUUAAGAUCAGCUUCCAGUCCUCUGCCAUCCUGCUGCCUGUGAACCUUUUGAUUGUACAGAUGUUCCAGCUUAUCCAAGUACAAGUGAAACAGGUGACGCCAACUCUAAAUAAACUGCGUGUCUUCCGCCCUCCAAAACCACCAACCAAAGAGGCUGUGGCACAGCAGCUGCUUAAGGAUUUAAAAGGUAUUGUUGACUACCUACAGAAGUAUAUAAUCCAUGUUCUGGGUGAGAGUGCCGACGAUCUAACUUCUCCAAAAUCUGAUUCAGUGAUUGCUUAUAUAGAGACCUUGUCCCAUCUGGUAGAAUCUUAUAUUUGUGUUCCAGGAGAAAAUUCCCAGAGUAGCAAACAUGUGACUGUGAUCACCCCACAUCAGUGUCACUUCUUACAUUACUUCUACAACGUCUUGGAGAACCUCCAGUAUCAAGUCUCUUCGGUGGAUCUGAAUUAUGUUCCUAAACCUAUUGAUUACAUACAGGCCUCAAAUAUUCUCUUUAACCUAAAGGAACUUUUGCAAACCUUUAAUGUAUCUGGGGCACCUCUCCCAAGCAGCUUGACCACCAGUUUCCCUGUUACCACAAAUCAGAAAAGAUGUCAGAUGCCAAAAAUUUUUACCUUCUUGUGUUGGUUUUUCCUGUUUGCAAUCAGCUCUUUUUCUGCCUAUUACAUGGUGCUGAUUAGCCUGGACAUGACAAAAGACAAGGCCACCAGCUGGCUCAUUUCCAUUCUGCUCUCACUCUUACAGAGUAUCCUCUUGAUACCACCUAUUAAGGUUUUUGCACAGACUAUCUUCAUGUAUCGCAUCCUGAAGAGAAGCAAUAUUGAAGAUUCAUCUGAGGAGCAGCAGCUGUAUGGGAUUAUUGCCUUGCUGGUAAACCGUGCAGACUGGGAGCUCUCAGGCUUCAGGGACCCGUCCAAUCCAGUGUAUCAGGCACCAAAUAACAAGAGCAUUACCAGCUUGAAGAAACAGAGGGCAAUGGAGUCAAAACUUUACAAACUUACCCAUGAGAUUGUUGUGCACAUUAUUUUUCUGGUCACCACUAUGAUCAUGGUGUAUGCAGACAAAGGUCCAGAUGAGUAUAACCUGUACACAGCCAUUCAAAACAGCUUCUCAGACUUUAAUAACAUUAAGUCCAUACCAGACUUUUACAGAUGGUCACAAGGCACAUUGCUAUCAAACCUGUAUAGCCAAUAUGAAGGUUUCAUUACUGAUGGAAAUUGCUUCCUCCUGGGGAGCCCCCGUAUCCGACAGCAGCGGAGACCGUUUAACAGUGCAGGGAACCAGAAGCUAUACAACUUGGAGGAUAUGAGCAGCUAUGGGCCUGAGUGGAGCACAUUGGACGGCAGCAAUGAUUCAGCAGACAUGUGGGUGUACCACACAGAGGAUGAACUGGGAGCUCAUCCAGUCUGGACGCAGAUGGGCUACUACCUCGGAGGGGGUUAUGUGGUAGAGCUGGGCUUAAACAGAAGCUCUGCAGCCAGUGUGAUUACAGACAUAGAAACAAGCAAUUGGCUGGACAGCUACACCAAAGUGAUUUUUGUGGAGUUCAAUGUGUAUAAUGCCAAUAUAAACCUCUUCUGUCUUGUGAACUUUAUCUUGGAAACCACUAUGAUCGGAGGUUUAUACCCGUCGAGUGAAUUGCAAAUUAUGCGUCUGUAUCAGUCAACCGAAGGAAUCACAAGCGUAAAGUUUGUUAGUGAGAUGCUGUCCAUGGUGCUCUUUGUGUACAUCAUUAUAGUUCAGGUGAUACGUUUGAAGCAACAAAAAUGCUCCUAUUUUUGCCAGACAAGGAACCUGCUGGAUUUGGGCAUCAUUACCAUCUGCUCUGCCAUCACAGGGCUGUACAUUAAGCGUGCAUUACUGAGCCAACGGGAUGUAGCUCGUUACCAUAUGGAUCAUACACGAUUUGUCAGCUUCUAUGAGACUGGCACUCUGGACAGCGCCUAUAGUUAUUGUAUUGCCUUCUUGGUUGCACUACUAACCAUCAAACUCUGGCGUCUCCUCAACCUGAACCCAAAUCUGCACCUGAUAACAACGACGCUGCAGAAGGCUUGGAAUGAAAUCAGUGGCUUCCUUCUCACUAUCCUCAUCCUCCUGGUGGCUUACUCCAUUUCUUGCAAUUUACUUUUUGGCUGGUCUAUUACCAAUUACAGAACUGUUACAGACUCUGCAGUGACCAUUAUCAGCCUUUUAAUUGGCAUUUUUAAUUAUGAGGAGGUUAUCAGUCUGGACCCAGUCCUUGGCUCUUUGCUCAUCUUUACCUGCGUCAUCUUUCUUGCAUUUAUAGUUGUCAAUAUCUUAUUGUCCGCGCUACUGAAUGUCUUCUCCCGUGAGCGCAAGAAUCCAACGCCAUAUGAAGAAAAAGAAAUUGUGGACAUGCUCUCACUGAAGCUAUCGGGACUGCUCGGUGCACACAAAAAAGAGGAGCCGGAGGCAGCGAAAGAGAAACAGUCCUGAUCAAAUAUGGAAAACUUUAGUCUGAUUGUAAGUCAUUACAUAUUGAGAUAAAGAGCUGCUACGGUUCACCAA
Bufo gargarizans (Asiatic toad) is the source of this 5040-nucleotide messenger RNA. RefSeq names its product polycystic kidney disease protein 1-like 3. The record is from RefSeq and is a predicted model, not a curated record. Bases 1 to 4968 code for a protein of 1655 amino acids. Gene Ontology annotation, molecular function: protein binding; calcium ion binding; calcium channel activity. Gene Ontology annotation, cellular component: membrane. NCBI's taxonomy places the organism in Eukaryota, Metazoa, Chordata, Amphibia, Anura, Bufonidae. The transcript has 32 exons. Gene Ontology annotation, biological process: detection of mechanical stimulus.